Crotalus tigris (Tiger rattlesnake) is the source of this 3076-nucleotide messenger RNA. Its product is annotated as SITS-binding protein-like. Lineage: Eukaryota; Metazoa; Chordata; Lepidosauria; Squamata; Viperidae. The transcript has 10 exons. The coding region runs from base 527 to 2611 and encodes 694 amino acids. The record is from RefSeq and is a predicted model, not a curated record.
GCUAACGUUUGGUUAAAACCUUCUUGUUCAAUAAGCAGGUUUUUUUUCUUUGAAGCCAAGGAUUUUGGGAGCAUUCAGGCCUCCAUCAGCAAUGGACAGCGCUCCUGAUUAGACAACCUCAGACAUGCUGGAGAUAUGUCAAGCACCUGGGAAAAAUCUGGCAGGACAAAUGGACCUGGCACUCCACAAUAUUUGCAGUUCUUUUUUCCAAGCUCCCUCCCUUUACACUGCUUUUGCAGCUCUGGCUGAAAUAACUUCCCCAGAUUUAAGCCUCUUUUUGAAGAAUGCAUGGAGGAAACUUUUCAGGAGUAUUAUUCUGUCCAGUUCUUUUUGUUUUUCCCCUUCCUGGGUACCAAUAGUGUGGAAUUAUUGACAGAUAGCCAGGGUCUGUGGGGUGGAGUUGGGAGAGAGAACAGAAUUUCCUGCAAAAUUCAAUAACAGAAAGCUUGGGGCCCUGAAAUCCCUUGCUAAAUCUCCUCCUCCUCCUCUUCCUUUUACUCCUUUCGUCUUUUUGGUGAUUAAAAUAAUGCCUUACAAUCACCCUAGGAACAACCUCAGUGAAAUUCCAGAGGCGAGGUGGGAUUCUGGCCUAAAGGAAAUGAAUGAAACCUGGAAAGGAGUGAUUGCCUGUUUUGGGGUAGUGGUCUUCCUUCUGAUGACCAUUGGGAUUAUUUAUUGGCAAGUAGUGGAUCAGCCAAACACAAACUGGAUCCUGAGAAGUAGUACCAGUGGUCUGACCUGGGAUCGAAAAGAUCACAGUCUCAUCCUUCAGACUUUGAAAGAAGAAAGAACCUUGCUAAAGAUUCACAUGGGAAGCUUCCCAGAUGUGGAGAUACCUUUCAUAAAGAACAUGUGUUGGCAGAAUCGGUCUGAAUUCUGUUACAUCUGGGAAGCUAUAGUUGAACUGAAGGUCUUCCUGGACUCCGACUCUUCUCCCAACAACGAGUGUUACAACAUCAACUGGACUCCCCUUCACUGCCAGGUGAAAGUAAAGGAUUGCUUUUCCAUGAUAAAUGUCUCCUGGUAUGGGGGAGCCAGUGUCAGUAGACAGCACUGGCCUCUGAAUAGUAUGAACAUCAAAUCCCAACCGUUCACUAUCAGUAACCUUAGUAAAAGCCCAAAUGCUUUUGGCUCUGUCUUAGAAAGAUAUUUUUUGGGAUCCACUGGAGUGACCAUGAUGAUGGUUUCAGAUACACCAAUCUCUCUCUCAGUGGAGAGAAACAAACAUUUUUGCCUUGAAAAUACCCCUGGCACAGACAUGGCUUCCCUGCAGUACACUGUGUGCGUGAGUCAAAAUAUCACAUCUGCUCAUCAGGAACUGGGAAGUCGACUUCUGAGACAACAACCAAGGUUGCCAGAUACAGACAUACUUAGGUUACCAGUCUGGAGGUAUUAUGGUAUGGCUGAUUCUUUUGCUCAAAUGGAGCGAGGACUGAGAUCUUUCUACAAUAAGCUUCAAACACAUAAUCUUGGGGAGGGCAUAAUUGCUCUCAGUGAAGAGUCUACAAUGGUACUUCGAAAUUUGGAUCACGUCUAUUUACCUCUGCUCAGAAGAAAAAGGCUGCAUGCACCAAGAUUUAUCAUGAACUACUUCCGUAUGAAACCACUAAAACUUUCCAUCACUCUGUCCCCUUAUACAAGCAUCAACUCACCAAUUUUCCAAAGGUCCCUGCAAGAAGGGAAAGAAGAAUUUUGGUUGAGCCACCAUUCUGAAUCCAGUGACUAUUCGGUGCCACUCCUCACCAAAUGGAAAGGGCAGUUUUCAGCCUGUCUGAAUGUAACCAGUCAGGCUGCAGUGCUCUGGUACCUGGGCCAGGUGAAGCUCCUGAAACAACAACUGGGAGCAAAGUAUGUGGUUUUUGAAGGUAGUGAAGGCAACAUAUUUAUGGAACAAGCGAUCCCACCUCCUGCGGAACUCCGAGGGGAUCAGUAUAUUCGUAUUUUGGGCUCAAUAGCAACGAUGUUAGGCAAUUCAUCAAUAAUUACUGGUGCUACAAGAUCCAGCCACCUGCCACUCUUUUUCCAAAUGAAUCCACGACAAUCUGACUGGAGCUACGCUGGUUUGAAAGGAAUUAUUCCAUCUGUGCUUCAUUAUAGUCUUCUUGGUUAUAACUUUUUCAUUCCAGAGGCAAUAGGUGGAACACUUUCAGGUGAAUUUCUGACUGAUGAAGAGCUAUAUAUUAGAUGGCUUCAAAUUGUCACUUUCCUUCCAGUCAUGUCUUUUGGGAUUCCACCAUGGGUCUGUUGUGGUGAUUGGGUGUUGAACCUCACCAGGUACUAUAUUCAGAGACACCAGAACUUUGUGGUUCCACUCAUUGAGAAAUACAGCAAGGAAUGGCUAUUGAGGGGGGAUCCAAUUUUUCGGCCCACCUGGUGGCUCAGCCCCACUGAGCCAGCUGCCUUUACCAUUGAUGACCAGUUUCUCAUAGGCGAGGAGGUUAUUGUUGCUCCAGUAACAGAACAAGGACAAUUCCAGAGGGACAUCUAUCUACCUAGAGAAGGUCAGAAAUGGAUGGAUACCAACACUGCUCAGGUGUUUCAUGGAGGAAGCUUCCUCAGGAAUUAUUCAGUGCCUCUUAUGAAUGUGCCUGUUUUUAUUAAGAUUUCCUAGACUCUAGUCCCAAAGGUAAUUUUUCAUGAGGCAACUGGACUUUCUUUUUUCUCUUUGAAGACCUUUUGCUUCUCAUCCAAGAAGCUUCUUCAGCUCUGACCCGAUGGUAGGGAAUGGAAGGAUUUACACCCCUUGCAGACAGCUGGUCAUUUGAAUUCUUUUAUAGAAUCAUUGAGGCCACCUGGAGGUUCAUCUGUGCCAUCAGGGUCACCUCAGUAGUGCAAAUGGGUGUGGAGCCUUCUUGGAACUGCUGAGAGGAUUGUGUUGUAGACUGCCGAAAGGACUGUGUUGUAUCCCUUCUCCUCUGUUGAGAGAGGGCUGUUCAGUUUUGACAUAGAUAGCCUCUGUGAUCUCUCUUUCAAACCAGUGGUCCUCUUUGUCCAAAACGCGGCACCUUCUUUCUAGCUCCAACGCGUGACUUCCUCCACCACUGUGUGGGACUAAAAAUAAAGUUCAAUCAAUCAA